CGACCCUGCCCUCUCCGACGUAGGCUGAGAUUGACCUCGUGGGGCCGCGCCCUCCCAGCCCCCCGCAGCGCCCCCGGUUCUAGGCCCCAUCCUUCCCGGGGAGGCCAAAGGCCUGCCUCGGGAGCCGCGGCCCAGCGGACCAGGGCAACUUUGUAGUCAGUUCGAGAAGUCUCUCAGGCCCCGGUGACGCGCCACCAUCCGGCGCCCUCAUUGGCUGCUCCCUGCCCCACCCUCCCCAGGAAACGUGCGUCCGCUGCGGAGACGGCCUGGCUUCUGCUUGGCUUACGGGGCGGGGCGGGGCCCGGGCAUGCAGGGUACCCCAAAACUGCCCAAGGGGGUCCUGCUGGCCUUGGGCCUGCUCCUUACUAUACUGCUGUACCUGGGACUGCCUAGUCUCCCCCAGCCUCUUGCCUGGACCUGGGACAGAGAGAAUGUCACCAUCCUGGCUGGCCUCACCCACAGCAACUCCUCCCUCUUCUACAGGGAGGUGAAGCCCCUUCACAAGACACAGAGGCCAAGCCUUCCUCAGGCCCAUCUCUUCAUGCUGUCCCCGCUGCCCCAAGGGGACAAGUCCCGCCUUGAUGCCCAGUCCACUUUGGGGAGGAUCGGGGAGUCAGUGAGGAUCUUCGGAAGGGUUGAGGUGGUGUUACUACACGGAAAGGCCUUCACCUCACACAUCUGGCAGCAGCUGGGGACACUGGAGAAGCUGUCCCGAAGGGGCUACCGGGCCAUUGCUCUAGAUCUCCCUGGUUUUGGGAACUCAUUCCCCUCAUCUGCAGCCAGGACAGAGGCUGGGCGGGCGGAUCUCCUGCAUCAAGUCCUGCAAGACCUGGAGGUGAAGAACCUCGUGUUGGUCAGCCCCUCCCUGAGUGGCCUCUACUCCCUGCCCUUCCUGAUGCGUCUCCACUCGCAGCUUUGUGGAUUUGUCCCCAUUGCUCCUACCUUCACCAAGAACUAUACAAACAAGCAGUUCUCAGCCAUCAAGUCCAGCCCUCUGUCCCCUAUGUCAUCUAGCUGCUUAGAGUGACUGAGCUGAAGGCUCCAGCCUGUGACCCCACAGACAGAGAUGGCUGACUAGGGCAAUUUGGAUGAUUCUUCCUGUGGUGCACCCAAAGGAUAGCCUUGUCUCCAUCCCAGGACACUGCCAAGGGAAGCUGGCCGAGAAUUUGUGAGACGGGGGUUCAGUAGAGAGACCUGCCCAGGACUCCCCAAAUCAUGAAACAACCAUCACAGACAACCCCAAGAUCUCCCUCUUCCCUGGCCUCUAUUAAUGACAAGGAAAUAAGCAAGGGGACAAGGAGUAUGGGGCCGCGGAGCCAUCGGGAGAAGCUGAAGGCAGCCAGUAGCCUCGAGUCAUUGCAAGCACACACAUGCCCUGGGGGAGCUGACUCAGCACCUGGCACAGGGGAAGGUGACAGGGAAGUGAGUUCAAAGGCCUCCCAUGGUGAACUGGCCAUCCGGAGAGAGAUGGACAAAGGGCACGUGUGGUUGCUCAGUGAACAAGCCGUCAUGCCUUUGCACACAUCCAAGUACUCACCUCCAUUGGGGUCCAGAGCUUGGCAGGGCCUGGUCUCACAGGACAC
Messenger RNA from Dromiciops gliroides (monito del monte), 1583 nucleotides. RefSeq names its product abhydrolase domain containing 14A (gene ABHD14A). The record is from RefSeq and is a predicted model, not a curated record. NCBI's taxonomy places the organism in Eukaryota, Metazoa, Chordata, Mammalia, Microbiotheria, Microbiotheriidae. The coding region runs from base 308 to 1027 and encodes 239 amino acids. The transcript is spliced from 6 exons. Gene Ontology annotation, cellular component: cytoplasm.